GGGUUAUAGAGAGUGUGGAGAGAGAAAGAGGACUAAUUAAAUUCUCCACGAAAAUCUUUGAUGACAUUCAUUUCUCGAGGUGUUUGAUCGAAAAGUUCAUAAGCAAGUCAUUUAUCCUCAAUGGAUAACGGAGAAUUUCAUUUUAUUCCCAGUAAAAUACGCAGCUAGCGUCAUCAGCUGGUGACGAUCAAAGCCAGCUACACCGAAAUCUUUCGCGAUCCGGUAUUACUCCUUGAAUUAACCUAGUUGAUCCUCAGAACAUUGAUGACAGUUGAAUUGAUGUAGUUUCGGAGAUAUGUAUCAUUGCAUGAAGAUAUCUACACGUCUGAAAGAAUCCUACUGAUUGUUUCAAAACCGAAGAAAAAUAGAGAAAAGACCAAUCAACGUAUUGUAAUUCAUUUUAUACUGUUACUUUGUGAUUCCCCAGUAUUUUACCCACCACCAUCAACAUUCGGAGUGAGUAUCACUAUUAGGUUCACGAAGGAAGUGACUGUUGGAACCUGUUCAUUGACGAGGGAUUUUGUCGCAGGGAAAAAUGAGCCUGAGGAGGAACUCGUCGAUUGGCUCCUCGACAGGGGGGGAAGACCUUCAUGGUACAAUGUCAACGUUAGCGAGUAUGAUCAAACAGUCGAAGAGGGUCUUCGUGGGAAAUUAUACUGAGAGACGAUAUGUCCAGUCGGUGCCGGCCUACAGAAAAGAUGAAACCAUUAAAACGCAUCAAAUACUUUGCCAUCGGUCUUCAGGAAAAUUUAUUCAGAGUUCAUCUCAUUACAGGGACAUUGUUUCCAUUGAUCCAGAGGAGAGUGAAGUGGUGAAAUGUUUAGCUGACAUACAGAAAGUCGUUCGAGAAGAGUUUAAAGAAAAAUGGCUGGGAAUUACUUGUAAUAUGACCGACAAUAUUGUUGUAAAUUACAACUUAUGGGUGGAACUAGACCAAGUGCCUCUGGGAAAGCACUGGUUUCAGAUUCGAUCCCUUAAAAUGAAUCAGAACACGAUUCAACUGCAGCUGAGGUAUUUGAGGCCAUAUGAGGGAAAAGAAAGAGACUCGUUCUUCAAUGAGUCUGUACAAUAUCCACCCUUCAAUAUCAAAGAGAUUUUCACUUACCACAAUCUCUGCGAAGUCGCCAGAUUCAGUGCAGUAUUACUAAUGAGUAUAAUAACUGUAGCCGGAAAUGUCCUGUGGUACAUAAGUGAAUAUUCCCUGCGUCUGACUCGAGAACUAUCGAAUCUGAUAAGAGUCUUAACGCCAAUUAUCUUCGGACUCUACGAAUUCAUGUCAAAAUGCGUUGGUGGAUUUAUAUGGCUGAUUUUCAUGCUGUUCGGCGGUCAUUCUGCCCCUAGGAAUCCUCCACCCAUGGCUAUCAUGGGAAACAGUCCCCGACCCAUUCAAUACCGGAGGAGUUACUCCAACCAGAAGUUCAAGUACUGAGGGACGCAGCUAUUCUUCAAGUAUUACACACAAGAAUUUUAUUAACUUAGUGAUCCUUCGAUUUUUUAAUGCUACUCUGAAGAUCUAUUCGUUAUGCAUAUUUGAUCGUAAAGUUUUAAUGAAGAUUUUUGAAACCAAAUGUAAAAAUGUUUUAUAUCGAUAAUACAUAUUGAGUAUUAUA
Messenger RNA from Diachasmimorpha longicaudata, 1610 nucleotides. RefSeq lists its product as uncharacterized. The transcript is spliced from 5 exons. Bases 536 to 1429 code for a protein of 297 amino acids. The record is from RefSeq and is a predicted model, not a curated record. NCBI's taxonomy places the organism in Eukaryota, Metazoa, Arthropoda, Insecta, Hymenoptera, Braconidae.